This is a messenger RNA of Pseudomassariella vexata, 1332 nucleotides long. RefSeq lists its product as uncharacterized. Gene Ontology annotation, molecular function: DNA-binding transcription factor activity. Lineage: Eukaryota; Fungi; Ascomycota; Sordariomycetes; Amphisphaeriales; Pseudomassariaceae. Gene Ontology annotation, biological process: regulation of DNA-templated transcription. The transcript has a single exon. The record is from RefSeq and is a predicted model, not a curated record. Bases 1 to 1332 code for a protein of 443 amino acids.
AUGGAUUCCCUACGCGGACAGCUAGCUAGCCAGCAGCAGCCCAAUUCGUACGCAGACGACAGCGGUAUUGACCUCAGCUCCUUUGAUUGGGACCUCCCGUGCGCCCAGCAGCAACAGCUACAGCAGGAAGAGAGCCUCUUGGACUUUGAGGCUUUGCAGGCCUUUGUCGAAAACGGGCACCUGGACGAGGCCCUCGGCAUCACCACAACUGAGGCUUCGCAACAUGUAGAGACGCAACCGGGCUACUCGGUCAACUCGCCAGCCACAGGACAACCGACCUUUGAAAACAUCCAGCUGGCGAGCCAAGGCUUGAAGUUCCCUCCAGUCAAUCCGCCAACCACAGGAGGUUUGACUUUUGAGAACACUGAACCCGCCGGUCAAGGCUUAACAUUCCCCCCAAUCACCUCGCCGGCCAUAGGAGGUCCAAUCUAUGAGGACAUCCAGCCAGCAAGUCGAGGCUUGACAUUUCCCCCAGUAAGACAUCCCGACAGCCUAGGUUGUGCGUUGCCGCGACCCCAGCUAAGUGAUUCCCAGCAGCCGGUGACGGUCACAGCAACACCAGCAGGCGCACAGUCAACUGAUCAGGCCGACGAAGCCGGCCUCAAUACUAACCUCACCAUCAUGGAGCGGCACGAUAAAUUCCUCGUAGAACAAGCCGCUGAGCAGAAAGACAUCCAAGCAGAGAUCGACCGAGCCAACGCGACGGCCAAGCGACCUUACCCAGCCAAAAAGCCCGAGGCCGCCAAGUCGUUGCCCACCUUGGUCAAGAAGAACAGGUCCAGAUCCAGUUCUUCCACCCAGACGAUGACACGAGCCGGCAUCGCCAGGAAGAAGGGCCGCGCCGCGCCUACCCAAGUCCCCUGGAUCCUCAUCGACCAGGAGACCAUGUCGCUUGACGAGGUAGAGCAGGCGAAGCAGGUGAACAACCAGCUGGCCGAGGUCAACCAGUCGCGGAUCCGGGAGCGCAACAACGCCUCUGCUGCCCGAAGUAGAGCGCGCAAGAGGCAAGAGUUGAUGGAUCUCGAAGACAAGGUGGAGACCCUGGAGGCCGAGCUGGAGGAGGCUCGUCGUCUUGGCGGUGGUAGUCAGGCAGUGCAGCAGGCUCAACUACAGCAGGCUCAACGGCAACUCCAACAGCUGCAGCAGCAACAUCUCCAGAAUAAUGAGCAAAUUAAUAGACUGACGCAGGCUGUCUCGCGCCAACAACAGCUGGAGGCUGACGCUGAGAGACUGGCUGAGGAGUUGCAGGCUAUGACGCUGGACCGCAACCGCUGGAAGAGCAUUGUCGACGAUAUAAAGAAGCGGUUUCAGGUGAAGGAGCAAGCCGAGUGA